Messenger RNA from Pollicipes pollicipes, 3133 nucleotides. RefSeq names its product flavin-containing monooxygenase FMO GS-OX-like 4. NCBI's taxonomy places the organism in Eukaryota, Metazoa, Arthropoda, Thecostraca, Pollicipedomorpha, Pollicipedidae. Gene Ontology annotation, molecular function: N,N-dimethylaniline monooxygenase activity; NADP binding; flavin adenine dinucleotide binding. The record is from RefSeq and is a predicted model, not a curated record. The transcript is spliced from 9 exons. Bases 288 to 1604 code for a protein of 438 amino acids.
AAUGGAGCCAUGGGGCCAUGCAAGCUGUCAUCAUUUGGCCGUCUAAUGUAGCUGGAUCGGACGUGGUGUGCGCUGCCGGCUGCGUUUUUCAGAUUUUCCCUUCGGUGUAGGGCUAGGUAGCUGUUGCAGGCUGGCUAGCCCACAUACCUGCCAUCCACAGAACCAAACAAGUUGGUUGCCACCACACUACCAGCCCACAUGAAGCCAUCUGGGCCCAUUGACACCAGAUGAGAAUGGAAGACUAGCUGUACCAGUUACCAUUUUGUCGCGCUGGACUGUCCAGAGACAUGUUGAGGGUGGGAGUGGUGGGCGCUGGUGCCGCUGGUCUGGUGGCGGCCCGCCUGCUCGCGGCCAGGCCUAGUGAGUUUGCUGCACCCGUGGUGUUCGAACAAGCCGGCUCCGUCGGCGGCACCUGGGUCUACACAGACCACGUGGGCUCAGACAGACAUGGGCUGCCCAUUCACUCCAGCAUGUACCAGAACCUCAGAACGAAUCUACCUAAAGAAGUGAUGGGGUUUCCCGACUUCCCUUUCAAGUCAGACAGUUACAACGGAAAGUCCUUUAUCUUCCACGAAGAAGUGCUUGACUACCUGUGUAGAUACGCCGACCGAUUUGAUCUGGAACAGUACAUCCUGUUCGAGACGCGCGUGGAGAAUGUGACGCCCACCAGUGCCAACGACCCGGCGUCCGGAUGGUCCGUGACCACGCGCGACCUCAACACCAACAAGACCAGUCACCACUUCUUCGACGCUAUGAUCAUUUGCAACGGGCACUACUCGGUGCCAACCGUGCCUGACCUGCCCGGUAUAAGACAGUUUAAGGGCGAGGUCAUCCACAGCCACGACUACCGUGUGCCGGCGCCGUACACCGGGAAGCGUGUGAUCCUGCUGGGUGGACGAGCGUCCGGCAUUGACAUUUCGGUGGAGGUGGCCACCGUCGCCAAGCAGGUGUAUCUGUCCCACAACCAGCCUCCGUUCGUGGCUACGCUGCCGGACAACAUGCAGCAAACGGUCGGCAUCGAGAGCAUGGAGCCCGACGGUGUCGUGCUCAAGGACGGCCGACGGCUGGCUGUCGACGCACUGAUCCUCUGCACCGGGUACGAGUUCGAGUUUGCGUUCCUGUCGCCGGCGUGCGGGGUGGAAGUGGUGGAGCGCCAGGUGAGACCGCUCUACAAGCACGUGAUCCACACCGGCUACCCGCGGCUGGCCUUCAUCGGCCUGCCCACGGUCGUGCUGCCGUUCCCGCUCUUCCACAAGCAGGUGGAGUUCGUGCUGGCGAGUCUGAGCGGCCGCCUGCGCCUGCCUUGCCGGCCAGAGAUGGACGCCGACACGGCCGCCGACCUGGAGACGCGGCUCCAGCUGGGCCUGCCCGCGCGUUACGCGCACCUGCUCGGCCCGCUGCAGUGGGAGUACAUGGACGUGCUGGCGAGCGCAGCCGGCGCCGAGCCCGUGCCCGAGGCCGUGCGUCAGCUCUACGAUGAAGUGCACGCGCAGCGCGCGCGCGACCUGCGCGGCUACAAGGAGCGCGCCUUCCGCAUCACGGGGCCCGCCACGUUCGUUGAGGUCACUGACGAGGUAAUGGCCGACCUGGCCAGCAAGCUGUGACGCCCGCCGAAACGGUGGCAUGCCCACCGAAGCUGGGAGGGGGUGGUGCACGAACGCCGGCCUGAGUUUGAGGCACAGGACGUGGGUGAGGAGCAAUGGCUUACCACCGAUCAGCUCCGAUUGUCUUAGCUCAGCUCAGAUCAUCCUAGAUCAGCUCAAAUCCACUCAGCUCAGCUCAGCUCAGCUCGGCUCAGCUCAGCUCAGCUGCACUCAGCUCCACCGCGUUGAUGUAUCGCGGCCAGCCGCUCUCGGCUCUGCGCAGCGCGGCUGCGGGGUCGGCUCAGGUGACGCGCACCUCAGUUGAGCCACGUCCUGUGUGGAGAGUGGGAUGCGCUGUGUCUAUGUGUGUGGGCGUGUCUCAGGGCCAGCGACGGGCCAGGGUGGCUCGGGCCGGCAAAUGUCGGACUCGUGCUGUCGGACCUUAUUCCGUUCAAUGAGUAGGUAUUCCACUUGUUAGAGGAGCCUAGGUCUUAGUGCCUUCAUGCGGCGGUCAGUUGUCGCGUCUGUCCUUCAUGCCUAGUACAGAUCCUUGUGCCAACGCUGUAGCUAGUCUUCUCCGGAGGGGGUCUUUAUCUAAUGUUUGUCGGCGACAUUUGGAGAGAUAGGUGACGUCAUCUGCUGAGGUUCACCGCCAGCUGAUAGCCAAGCCGAUCAUUGGGUUUGUGUUGAUGCGCUGCCUUCAUGUUAUGUAAAGGCUAUUUCAUUGCUAAUUGGGUCGAGCAAUGGUAUAAUGGCGUGCAAUGAUCCAUCAGGUUAUACUGGUAGUCAUGGAGGUGGUCAUUCAGGUGGAAACGGCUUCCCGGCGGGUGUGGAGAGACGUAUCGGAUGAUUUGAGGUUUCUGCCGAUGGUGAUCAUCACAAACAUCUUGUGGAGGUGAUCCGAAGUUUGCCACGCGUACCUGGCUCUGUGGCUUGUGCCUGUGUGGACUGAUCGUGGCCGAAGUGGCGCGUUUUUGCGCAGUACUACCUUCAUGAUGCAUAUGGGUGUAACCCAAGCGCGGAGUGUGGGCGUGAUUGCUGCAGGAUUUGUGAUUUUUGCGUGAUAUGUGUGGCUGUUACUGGACACGUUUCUAGUGAUGGAUGUUAAAAGAUACCAUUGCAUCGUCAUGCGGCCAUUGCGUUUGACAGACAGUAUGUGUAUUGCCUGACUGCGUACGGUUUGGAUGCGAUCCAGUUCCACUCGCUGACCGGCCGUUGGGGUUUUACACGUGCGGUUCGGGCUUCAUUGACUAAAGGGCGGCGGCACUAUGAAGAUUUUGGGCAUGCAUUAAGUGUUGCAACGUGUAGCAGGUCAUAGUCAUAUCGGGAUGGAUGAAGCUGUGGUGCGGAGCGUAACGCUCCAGAUCAUGUAGCUAGAGGCGUACCUGACACAGUGAAGAGAACUACUUGGUCUUAUCGCUCCGGAUAUUGGCUCGUUAUUUCAGGUGGCUCGCUUAAUUACCUAAAAUGCAGCCUUGUCUGGAUCGUCCUUUUGCACUUGCACACUUGUUGCCGAGGCGAAUGGGGUCAAAUACAGGCUGAACUAUCCA